GUAAAAUUGGGAAAAUGGUUUUGCGUAUGGCACUAAAAAGUGAUGACCUGGAAACAAGUUUUAAUUGGUUUGUUAUUCGUAAAUUAUAUUAAGCCUGUUCUCUCAUGAUUAUCAGGUGGUUACAAUAAAUGAACCAGCGGCCGAAAUUGAGGAUAUUGCCUACUCAUUAAAAUAUGACACGAUUCAUGGAACUUUUGGCGGAAACAUUAGUGUAAAAGCUGAUAAUUGUCCAGACAUCGACGGUGGCAUCCAUGGUACACAUUUUCAUACCGGAUUUGAAGGGAAAGGUCUUUGAACAAAAAAUAACAGUGCCAUUUGCUCUGGGUUCAUUGCUAAAAUUAUAUAUAACAGUUCAAAAUCCAGUUAAGAUACAAGAUUUGAUGACACCAGAAUUCUGGGAAAGUAAUGUACUUUCGUAUUGCAAACGUAAAAGAGUGGCUUCUUCAAAUUUUAUUGGGGAUACUUUUUCGACAGUGGACUCACGACAGACAUCAGUUAUGGGAAAGAAAUUUAUGACAAUCGGUUUAUGGUGUGAUAGUGAAACAGUAGAAGCCAAUGGACUUUUGGAACUGUAUAAAUAUAUAUAUCUAUUGAAGACCAUGGGAACUUGCGUCGAAGAAGGGCAUUUUUUUAUAGGAUACUUCGUAUUUUUAAAACCGCAUCAUGAGUAAUCGGAGACAAUUUGAUAAAAAAUAUAGCUGACUGAACCAGUCAGCUAUAAUAUGGAUAAUAUACAGAUCUUGAGAAAAAUAUCUUAA
This is a messenger RNA of Acyrthosiphon pisum (pea aphid), 758 nucleotides long. RefSeq lists its product as uncharacterized. NCBI's taxonomy places the organism in Eukaryota, Metazoa, Arthropoda, Insecta, Hemiptera, Aphididae. Gene Ontology annotation, molecular function: oxidoreductase activity, acting on the aldehyde or oxo group of donors, NAD or NADP as acceptor. The record is from RefSeq and is a predicted model, not a curated record. Bases 252 to 671 code for a protein of 139 amino acids. The transcript is spliced from 3 exons.